This is a messenger RNA of Ceutorhynchus assimilis (cabbage seed weevil), 1885 nucleotides long. Lineage: Eukaryota; Metazoa; Arthropoda; Insecta; Coleoptera; Curculionidae. The record is from the annotation of a GenBank genome assembly.
CAAUACUUAGCAUUAUAAGAUACUUAAAUCUUAUAAAAUUCUUGUUGUGCCAGGACAGGUUUGUAUUGGGCAGCAAUAUAUAAAUAUUAAAUAUAUUAUUCUUUAGCAACAGCAGGUUUCCCAGACUAAUUAAAUUUCGCCAGUCAUUUGAUGAGUAAAGAAGAGGAAUCCCAUGCCCAUCAGACACUUAUCGGCACGGCAUGUCGGUGAGAGGUUGCAUUGUAUGUUGCAUUUUCGGUCAUUCCACCACGCGAUAACAAUUUAUAUGCAAUUUCAUACUAAAGACACUCGUGAGUGGGCAGCUUUCCGGUCAGGAAGCUGCGAAUAGUACCUGCUACUCGUUUGCCGGCCGGUACUAUUCAACAAACUUAUAGUUAAAUAUGUCGCAAGAUAAUAGUAAUAAUUUUUUUGGUUGUUCGGGUUUGAGUGAAGAAGAUACUACGGUUUUGAAGAGUUUGUUCGAAAAGCACGACACAAAUAAAGAUGGGUUUAUUGGAUUUGAAGAACUCGCUAAGCAACUUCACGAAGACCACGGACGACACGCUUCUUUGACGAUAGCCCAAGACACAAUCGCACAUGUGGAUGAAGAUAACGACGGAAAACUCAAUCCGAGAGAAUUUUUCCAUAUGAUUUAUUUUAAUAGAUGUAGAACUGCUUUUGAAAAAUACGUAAGCAUUUUUGCCUUAAGACCUCGUACGCAAACUAACAGAUAUUCGCUAAAAAUUAUAAAUAGACAGCAAACUGAAACUGGCUUGUAUGAAGACCAAGGCAAGAUGCAAUGGACCACCUUGGGAAUGAUUCUUUUAUCAAUAAUACAAAUAAUAUUUAUACUAUUCGUGCGGUACCUUGCAGAAUCGCUGGUGUAUAUUUACGAUGAAAGAGCGCAAAUUUGGAGGUACUUUUCUUACAUGCUUAUACAUAUUCGCUAUGAGCAUUUAGUGAUAAACUUAGUAGUUCAAAUAGGUGUUGGUUUACCCUUGGAAGUUAUUCACGGUUGGAGAGUGUUGGUUAUUUACGCUGCAGGAGGUUUGGGAGGCUGUCUACUACAGGCUGCAGUUUAUCCUGGCGAAGAUUUGGUUGGUGCCAGUCCUGGAGUUUAUGCUGUUUUGACGGCACAUUUAUCCAAAAUUGUGUUGAAUUAUCGAGAAAUUUGCCAUCCAAUUUGUCAGAUAGUAACUUUCGGAUUAUUCACUCUCCUAAAUACCAUAUACAAUUACUACAUGUACAGAAAUCGUCACGAAAUCAGCUAUAUUUCGCACCUGGGUGGUGCCGCUUGCGGGUUUCUUGUAGGGAUAUUAAUAUUGAAAAAUAUUAGAGUAAAAAAGUUUGAAAUUGUGAUAUGGCGGGUGACUUUGGUUACAUAUUUGGUUUGCAUAGUUGUGCUAGUUGGUUUAGAUAUAAGUGCAUCUUUCUGAGAUGGUAGAAUAUCUCAGGGGGUGAUUGAGCUCCAAAAAUAUUGACUUUAUAAUUAUGUGAAAAUGUAAUAUUAGUUAUCACUUGAGUAUCGCUGCUUUAAAUUAAAGUACUUACUUAAUUAUAGUGCAUUUACAAGAUCUCUUAGCCUUAGAAUCCCAAACGUACUUAUUAUGAUUGAACUUAAGUACUUACCUAUACUUACUUAUUUAUUUCCCAUAUUUUGUACAUAUCUACUUUUUUAUUCAAUUAUGUAAUAAUAUAAACACUUGUCCCAUAAAUUUGCAGUUUUGCUUUUAUAUUUUUUUUGGAAAGAAAAUGGUCAUUUAUGAUAUUUCCUUUCUAGUCCAGGAGAACAGGUUGGACAAAGGAAGAAGGAAUCUGAAACCUGACAAGCCUUUCCAAUGGAUGAGCAGCUUUCUUCAAAGUUUUCCAGUAAGUUUUAAAAAAUAAAUGCGUUAAUGAGUCUCGG